AUGUUCCACAAAGCGCCCAAGAUGGUGUGUGCAUUCGUGCCGGUAGUGAUUAUCCUUGGAUUAGUAUCGUUUUCCCAUUCAACCGCCCUCAAUGGGGCGCCCGGCGGUGUGAGCACCGGCAAUAAAGCGCCCGGUGUGAACUCCCCGUCCAACCGUCUCACCGAACCGCGGAUGCCCGCGCUAGAAGGUGUCCUGACGGCGGUCCUGCCGGAUGAACCGAACGCCGAUAGCGAGCGGUUCGAUGCACUCACGCUCGAGGACCAGGUGCGGCUGCUGUCGAAGCAGCUGAAUGCGCUAACGUACCAGCGGCGCGAGGACUACAAAAUGCUCGAGAACAGCCUGAAAAAAUACGUGCGCAAGAACGCGGCCGAAAUCACGGACGCCCAGAUACGAGAGGAGCUGGAUCAGCUAAGGGAGGACGUUAAUCAGCUGCGCGAAACCAACUCGCCGAGCAAAGAGCGGCUCACCGUUCAGUGGCUGUCGCAAUCGAUAUCCGAGAUUCGGUCGGAGCUGGCAGAACUGCAGAGUUCGUUCGGUGGCGGCUCCAAGGAUGCCCAGUUCCGCAACCAGCUACUGGAGGAUCUCAGCACGCUCCGGGGCGAAUUUGGUACGGCGAAGCUGGAGCUGGAGUCGCUCCGCUCACGGCAGGAAAAAACGGAAGUGCUGGUUCGAGAACUGCAGGAAGAAGCGGUCCAGAGUGCGGAUGAUAUUCGACGCAGUCUCAACAUGCGACUUGAAAAGGACGGUACCAGUCAUCAGGAUGAUAAAUCGAACCUACCGCAUACGAUCGAUUUCGUCGAACCGGAAGCGGAUCAUCGGAUGCGCCAUCAACGCUUCAUUCGGCAGCAGCUGCACGAGCUCGAGGUGAAGCAGAGCGUCAUGAAGCGCCAGCUGAGCGAACUGCACGGCCAUCGGCUUGCGGACCGGUUGCGUAGCGUCGAGAUCGAACAGCGCCGUCUCGCAAGCGCUAGCUUCAACGUGAGCCGCCAGAUCGCGGGCCUCGAUAAGCUGCACGGUUCGAUGCUGGAGCUGCUCGAGGACGUUGAAGCGAUACAGGGCAAGUUCGAAAAGACGGUACCGGACAUGCGGCGUGAGAUUGCCAAGGUCGAGUUCGGUGUGGCACAGGCGGCCUCGGAGCAGGGGCUUGUCCGGGAGGAGGUGCAUAAUGCGGCGAAAAGCAUCCAGGCGAUGGCGGUUAGUGUGAGCGCACUGCAGGAGGAACGCGGCACGGUCAAGCGGUUACAGGGUGAAGUGCACGAACUGAAGGAUGAGCUGACAAGGAUUCGAUCGGCGUCCGUGUUGCACCGCGAGAUGGCACACAAUCGACUCGAGAAGCUGGAAGCUGGCUCGAAGUCGGAUUACAACGGUACGACAGCGCCGCACCGAACGCUAACCGAGCUGGAGCGCACGACCAAGCUUGUCCAGCAGCUGGAAUCCGUGGAGAACGAGUACGAGUCCAUCAUCAACAAGCUGCCGCGGGAUUGCAGCCAGAUCGAGCGGAUGCGAACCGCCGGCACGGCCAACCAGCCGGGCGACGGUGGGCUGUAUCUGAUAGCGCCGGCGGAACAACACCACCCGCUAAUGACGCAGUGCUUCGGCGAGUGGACGACGGUGCAACGGCGCCAGGACGGUACCGUUGACUUCAACCGCUCGUGGGAAGAGUACGCCCAGGGUUUCGGUACGCCGGCCGGCGAGUUCUGGAUCGGCAACCAAGCGCUGCACCAUCUCACGCAGGACAACUGCUCCCGGUUGCGUAUCGUCAUGCAGGACAUCUACGACAACACCUGGUUCGCGGACUAUGCCACCUUCCGGAUCGAUUCGCGCGAGGCCGGCUUCCGGCUGGUGCUGGGCGGGUACAGCGGUAACGCAUCCGAUGCGUUCGAGUACCAGAACCAGAUGCAGUUUUCCGCGAUUGACGUCGACCGGGACAUCUCGAAUACGCACUGUGCCGGUAACUACGAGGGUGGCUGGUGGUUCUCGCACUGUCAGCACGCGAACCUCAACGGGCGCUACAACCUCGGGCUUACCUGGUUCGAUGCGUCCCGCAAUGAAUGGAUUGCGGUUAAAUCAAGCCACAUGAUGAUUGCCCGCCGCUCGGAGUGUGAUGCAAACGGUACGGAGCUACCACCGCUGGACCUGCCAGCGACGACGACCGGCCUAGCGGUCGGUGGUCUUUCAACGCCUUCCGAUGCGUCGAGGAGUCUGCACGGUACGAAUGGUGGUUCACGGCAGGACAGCACAACCACCGCAUCAACGUUCUCUUAA
This is a messenger RNA of Anopheles moucheti, 2265 nucleotides long. It is a transcript of the gene sca, whose product is annotated as protein scabrous. NCBI's taxonomy places the organism in Eukaryota, Metazoa, Arthropoda, Insecta, Diptera, Culicidae. The transcript is spliced from 6 exons. The coding region runs from base 1 to 2265 and encodes 754 amino acids. The record is from RefSeq and is a predicted model, not a curated record.